AUGAGCUUUCCCAACGUCUACACGCACCGCAAGGUGGCGGAGGGGUCGGCCAAGGGCUGCGAAAUUUGCUACAAGCCGAGUACGAGCGUCUUGAUUACGCCAGAGAAUAAGGACUUCUUUUACAUUUGCCCAAGCCACUUGAAGGACCGGGGGUUCUGCACGCCGAUUGUGGACAAGGCAGCAGAGGAGGCCAAGAAGAAAAAGGCGGCAGAAGAGAAGGAGGCCGAGAUCAAGGCGGAGAUGGAGCGUGUCAAGAAGGAGUAUGAGGAGAAGCAGAAGAAGAAGAAGGACAAGAAAGGGAAGAAGGACGAGAAAGACAAGGAAGACAAGGAAGACAAGAAGGACGGCAAGGAGAAAGAAAAGGACGAGAAAGACAAAGCAGACGACAAAGACAAGGACAGCAAAGACGACAAGGACAAGGACGAGAAAGAAGAGUCACCCGCCAGCGACCAGCCACGCGUGUUUGCCCUAAACAGACACAUCUAUCAACAACGGUUCGAGAGGAAACGGCAGGCCGAAAUUGCCAGGCGCAACCGGGAACGGCUGGCGAAUCCGUCCUUUUUCCCGUCGGUUCCGAAGGGCCUACCAUAA
Messenger RNA from Sporothrix schenckii 1099-18, 591 nucleotides. RefSeq lists its product as uncharacterized. Gene Ontology annotation, biological process: vacuolar transport. NCBI's taxonomy places the organism in Eukaryota, Fungi, Ascomycota, Sordariomycetes, Ophiostomatales, Ophiostomataceae. Gene Ontology annotation, cellular component: endosome. The transcript has 4 exons. The record is from RefSeq and is a predicted model, not a curated record. The coding region runs from base 1 to 591 and encodes 196 amino acids.